AUGCCAAGUCGAAGAAGCGAAGCCCUGGCAGUUUCACUGGUGACAGGGAUAAAUUUAGCCAUGGCCAGACUUGUAGAUAUCUGGGACAGCAUUGGCAUCAUGGAGGAGCAGAGGGUGGAGCGUAUGGAGACGGUGAAGAAGCACAUCGAGAGUCUUAUGAAUGAUAUGAUCGCAGAAGAAGAAGCUUUGAAACAUCGCAUUGGAUCCAAUAUCGUCGCUUUUCAGAAGCAACUGGAGGGCUUGUAUGCGGAGAUGUCAUUAGAACCUUACAAAUUAGAGGAGGGCCUGACGGUUCUGCAAACGGAGAAGAACCUGCGUCUGCGUCUGGAGGCGCUCCUGAAGGAGAAGAACGACCGCCUGAAGGAGAUGCGCAGCCUCCAGCAGCAAGACGAGGAGCUGUGCGUGGAGCUUUGCGCCACGCCCUACUACAUCCCCACUGGCAGCAUGCCCUCUCGCACGCAGCUGCAGCAGCUCCGAGAGCACAUCAAGACCCUGAGCGACGAGAAGAAGAGCAGGUUGAAGGUGUUCGCGGGCCUCAGGGAGGACAUUGCCCGUCUGAUGGGAGAGAUGGGUCAUGAACCUGAGACCAGCCUGGAGAAAGAGGCUGUGAGCAGUGAUGAUGAUGUCUUCCUUCUCACACACGAGAACAUUAAGGCCCUUCAGCUGCUGCUUUGUCAGCUUCAGGUAAAGAAGGAAUCGCUUACUUCAACACGAGAUGACCUCAGAAAUAGGGCUACUAGCCUGUGGGAUCGCCUGGAAUGUACGGACCAGGAACGCAGGGAGUUUCAGGAUGGCUUACCGGGUACUCUGUCUGAUGAGAUUGCACAGUGGCAGAAGGAGGUGGAUCGUCUGGAGAUGCUGCAAAAAGCUAAGCUGGAGGAGGUGAUCAACAAGAUCAGGCAGGAGCUGGUGCAUUUCUGGGACAAGUGCAUGUUUGGCCCCAAACAGAGAGAACCAUUUAACGCCCACUUCUGUGAUAGUGACUUUACUGAGGGACUCUUGUUGCUGCAUGAAGACGAGCUGCUGCGUGUGAAGGCCUGUUACGAAAAAGCGCGCCCCCUGCUGGAGAUCGUGGAGAAGUGGGAGAAGAACUGGGCGCUCUUCCAGGAGUUUGAGAGGAAAGCAUCGGAUCCAAACCGCUUCUCCAAUCGAGGAGGCGCUCUGCUCAAAGAAGCAAAGGAGCGUGUUAGAGUUCAGAAGAUGCUACCUAAGCUGGAGGAGGAACUGCGGAGUGUGGCGCAGGACUGGGAGAAGCAGCAGGGCUCGCCUUUCCUGGUGCAGGGUCAGGGGGUCAUGGAGUACGUCGCCAGCCAGUGGGAGGAGCACCGUCUUCAGAGGGACAAGGAGAAAGGCGAGCGCAUGACAAAGAAAGGAGAGACCACUCCGUUCAAAACCCCAAGCAAGAGGCCUCACGGGGGAGCCAGCGCGGGCGUCACUCCCAGCAAGAUCCGGAAGACGCCCAACCAGUCGAUGAUGCGUACAACCUGUGCUAGCUCUAAUGGCACGCCCAGCACAUUCAUCAGCCUGGCAGGCAAGCCCCCUUUAAGCACCCACAAGAGGAACAGGGCCCUGGACAUCAGCCAGGCAUCACCGCUGCAGGAACUCAACGGUGAAAAGAAGCACUUAAGGAUCGGCAGUUACUCAGAAUUCACAAACGAACUCUCCAAGAAGGCCAGCUAUGAAGCUGUUCUCAACUCAACAGCAAAAGAUAUUCUCUGAUAACAUAAACUCUUUAAUUCCUACUUAUAGCUAGGUUGCCCUUUUUGAA
This is a messenger RNA of Megalops cyprinoides (Indo-Pacific tarpon), 1768 nucleotides long. RefSeq lists its product as uncharacterized. Gene Ontology annotation, biological process: microtubule cytoskeleton organization; mitotic spindle midzone assembly. The coding region runs from base 1 to 1719 and encodes 572 amino acids. NCBI's taxonomy places the organism in Eukaryota, Metazoa, Chordata, Actinopteri, Elopiformes, Megalopidae. The transcript is spliced from 14 exons. Gene Ontology annotation, cellular component: spindle; cytoplasm; mitotic spindle midzone. The record is from RefSeq and is a predicted model, not a curated record. Gene Ontology annotation, molecular function: microtubule binding.